AUGGCAGUUUACAAAGUCAUGCUGCAUCCGCCAGAUGCCUACGUCUUUCCACUCACCGAGGCUACCGAAGUCUCCGCCUUUGCCAUUCAUCAACGACUUCACCGGAUCGCCGAAUCCCCCUCUACAUCGCGGCAACAGCGCUCCUCCCACCAGACUCGACGUCGUCGCUCGUCACCUUCCCCCGUGUCUCAGGAGGUCGAAGCCCCCACCCUGUCACGCGCCAUGUAUUCCAACUCAAACUCGUUUCUCGGCGGCGGCGGCAGGCAGCGCCCCGGCGCGCAGCAAUAUGGAGGCUCGUUCAACAGCUUGGGAAGCCAGCAAGGUCAGCAGGGCAACCCGAGUCCCUUCGCUCCGCAGCCGACGGGCUUCGGCCAGGCUCCUCUGCAGCAGCAAUACACCGGUUUCCCAGGCGGUCUGCAGCAGCAACAGCAACCUCAGUCUCAGCAGCUGCAGCCCCAGUACACUGGUUUCCAGCCUCAGCAGCAGCAGAGCUUCCAGACCGGCGUGCCGCCCAUGCCCUCGAUGCCGUCCCAGUUCCAGCAGCAGUUCCAGCAGCAACAGCAGCAACAGCAGCAGCAGCAACAGCAACAACAGCAUCAACCGCAACAGCAACCCCAGCAGACUGGAUUCUCCCUGACCCCGCAGCAGACCUCGGCGCCCGCUCAAGCCAUGAAGCCGCAACCCACGGGCUUCAGUCAGAUGGCCGCUUCGUUCCAGACGGGCGGUGGCUCCAAGCCUCAAGCGCCUGCGAAUCCACCACGAAAGCAAACAGGGGGCCAAACACUCGCUGUCGCACAUCUGGAACGUUGGCGUGCUCCUGUCAUCUGCGAGGAACAGCGAUACUGA
Messenger RNA from Verticillium alfalfae VaMs.102, 846 nucleotides. RefSeq lists its product as hypothetical. The record is from RefSeq and is a predicted model, not a curated record. The coding region runs from base 1 to 846 and encodes 281 amino acids. The transcript has 3 exons. Lineage: Eukaryota; Fungi; Ascomycota; Sordariomycetes; Glomerellales; Plectosphaerellaceae.